Melanaphis sacchari is the source of this 662-nucleotide messenger RNA. RefSeq lists its product as uncharacterized. Bases 78 to 497 code for a protein of 139 amino acids. Lineage: Eukaryota; Metazoa; Arthropoda; Insecta; Hemiptera; Aphididae. The record is from RefSeq and is a predicted model, not a curated record. The transcript has 4 exons.
AAAAAAAAAUAAAUAAAUAAAUAAUACAAUUAUCGAACUUGGUCUUUUAUUAAAUUUAAAAAAAAAAAUACCUCGAAAUGUUUUCUAAACGUGUGGUUAUAUCAAUGUUAGUGAUUGGUUGUUUUGUUCAAUAUAUAACUUGUCCACCACCAACAAAUAAAAACCGAACUCCGGUACAAUCACUGAAUAGAAGCGGAUCACAACCACGUGAAGUACAGCCUGCAAAGAAGGAUGCUAAAGAUAAGGUUAUAGCCAGAACUUCAAGUAAUCCGGCAAGGAGACUGGCGAGACCUCAACUUGUAAGCAUAAACUCAAAUACAGGUGGUCUUGACGAAGAAAUCGAGGAAGAAAAACCCACUAGUUCUUUCAGAAGAAUGCUUAGAAAAUUAAAUAAUUUCAGGAAAAGAUUUUGUCCGAUUGGUUUAGCUAUCAGAAAAUUAAGAGAAACCAAAAGCUUUAAGAUUUUAAGCAAAAUAAAACCAACCGACGAUAAUUAAACCCUAAUUAAAUUAUUAUACAAAAAACAGUUGUAACAGUCUUACUGACCACAAUUUUAAUUAUAUUACGGUUAUUUAGUAAAGUUAUGGUUAAUAUUACAUGUAUAAAAAAUGUACUGAUAAAGUACAUGUAUAAUAAUGUAACAUAUUUCAAAAUUUGGGUUA